AAAAACCCACCCGCAAUACAUGCAUUGGGCCAAGUUGUUCAUAAACAUAAAGAGCUGGGUGAACAUGCAUCCAUCUAGUUUUAUAACUCGAAAGUGAAAGGUUUUGAGCAGAUAUCAAAUGUACUUGAAAGUGAAAAGAACGACUUUCUUGUUUACAAAGAUUUCUUCUGAAAUAAGUGUUGAGAUUUCACAGAAGUAUUCUACUCCUACACGAAAUAAAAGACAAGCAAACAAAAUCUGAGUUUUCUAAACGAUGCAGUUUCAGGUAUAGCAAUGCGGUAACUUGAUCCUCUGACUGAACAAACCAAUACGUUUUAAAGUGCUAAUGGCGACCACUAAACCGUGCAAUUGUGGCAAUGAAACAAGGAACAACGGAAAAAGGAACAACGACACACAUGAAGAAAACACAGACGUUCACCAUACGGUAAUUGGUGUCUCAAUAGCUGUUGGUUGUAUUGCUGUAUUGGUAAUCGUAGUAGGAAUAUGGCUGACUUUACGAAGACGAAGAUUACUGAAAACUGAAGAAGUCGGUCAAGAAUCGGAAUUAUCCGAUGAUUACCCGAACAGUUUACGAACUUGCCGAGGCGAUAGAGUUCGAGUUAUGUCGAUGACUAAGUUUGACAUGUAUGGAGGUUCACUGUGCGAUUUAUCUCGUGCUGGCCACACAGAAAGAGAAAGGCAUUUGGCUAAGCAAAGUUUCAGCUCGACCAGUUGUCAUGACUUUCUUUACCAUGGCAACCACAACAAUACAAUACUGAACACACUUGCUGCUACAUGGAGUAUACAAACACUGCCCGACCCACCCCUCCCAGGAGAUGUAGUAAUUCAAAGAGUAUCAAGAAAUCCUCUUUAUAACAGGCCCGGCUUAGGGAAUCAUGUUAGACGAUGUGUCAGCAAUAACGCCCUCUAUGAAAGUGUUGAUAACAUUUUUUCUGGAAUUAAACGUAAUAAGAAUUGCAGAAAUUAUUGCUCAGGAAGCCCAGCAUACCAAAGCAUCGACGAACUUAAGCUUCCAUCUUCAAUAACCCCAAAAGCUCAAGUUUCUCAUUACGAAAGAGUUGACAUCAUCAAUUACAAUUUCAAGACAAUCCAACAGAAUAGAAAACCGUGAAAUAUAGMCAAUUGUCAUUCAGAAAGUCUGGACCUUUAUCUUAAUAAUUUAGUAGAUAUGACACUGUUGGUUUUUACUGGAUUUGCUUACGUAAACGUACUUAAUUUCAAUAUGGCUAGAGUACAACACAACAUUGGAAAUGAAUUGAAAUGAAAUAAAAGGCGUUGAAUUUGUCA
Molecule: messenger RNA, 1287 nt
Organism: Exaiptasia diaphana
Lineage: Eukaryota; Metazoa; Cnidaria; Anthozoa; Actiniaria; Aiptasiidae
Exons: 10
Coding region: 326-1111 (261 amino acids)
Source: RefSeq, a predicted model, not a curated record